CCUAUCAUUCCUCUCCCUCUCAGUUGAAACGAUGUCUUCGGCUAGUGAAGCUGCUUGCUCUUACGCUGCUUUGAUUCUCCAUGACGAUGGCGUCCCCAUUACCGCUGAGAAGAUUGCAACUUUAGUUAAAGCUGCAAAUGUUUCGGUUGAAUCAUACUGGCCGAGUUUGUUCGCUAAGCUUUUCGAGAAGUGUGAUAUUGAGAAUCUCAUAACGAAUGUUGGUGCUGGUGGCGGCGGUGCUCCGAUCGCUGCCGCUGCACCCGUUGCCGCAGCCGGUGGUGGUGCUUCUGCUCCUGCUCCUGCUGAGGAAAAGAAGAAGGAAGAGCCGGAGGAGGAGAGCGAUGAUGAUUUGGGAUUCGGUUUGUUUGAUUAGAAAGAUCCUUUCAAUUCCUGUUUUGGUUUUCAUUACUCGUUUAAUGCAUUAAGCUUUGACAGUAGCUGUUGUUUUGAGUU
This is a messenger RNA of Hibiscus syriacus, 453 nucleotides long. RefSeq names its product 60S acidic ribosomal protein P1-like. Gene Ontology annotation, biological process: translational elongation; cytoplasmic translation. Bases 32 to 373 code for a protein of 113 amino acids. The record is from RefSeq and is a predicted model, not a curated record. Lineage: Eukaryota; Viridiplantae; Streptophyta; Magnoliopsida; Malvales; Malvaceae. Gene Ontology annotation, cellular component: cytosolic large ribosomal subunit; ribosome. Gene Ontology annotation, molecular function: ribonucleoprotein complex binding; structural constituent of ribosome; protein kinase activator activity. The transcript is spliced from 2 exons.